CUAGGGUACGCGGCAUCUUGACUCCGCACAUGGCUUGCAAAAAGAAGCAGAGAAUACCACGUACCGGUAAAACCGGUGAGCUUUCUAUGGCUACCUCCUACCAAUGGCAGAGGGAACCCGGAAGGGCAUGGCUUCCUUCUACAGUAGGCAGGCAAUUGCAGCACGGUAGGUAGGUCUGCUUCGGCGGAAGCUGCUGUCUGAGUUGCUUGCAAGAGAAACUGGGCCGUGAGAUUGUGUGGCCAGCUGCUGAGAGCUCAGAGCAAGGCGUAGGGGGUUCGCAGCGUCUGCAGGACCUGGAAAUGAAUGUGCCCGCUCGAAAGUGCGCAAGAGCAGGAAGAGACUGAGCUAGGCCGACAAUUCCUGCAAAAUGGGAGCGCCAGAGGUGAAGGCUUCUGAUGCAGCGCGCCCGGCGGUGGCGCGUUUCCUCUGGGAGACGAACAGCGAGCUGGACGAGCCCGUGGUGGAUUAUCUGAGCGAAAUCAUCUUUGAGGAGGCAAUGCAACACAAGAAUGGCAAGAGCACUCAAGCAGUGACAGAAAACCUCCACCUUUUCCUUCCAACACUGCGAAUGGAUGGCCUUGAGGGCCGGGUGCAAGGCCUCCUCGAGCAAAUUCGAUGCAACGCCGCUGCCGGGAAGCCGCGGGACGACUACCGCGACUACUGGAGCUCCAACUUCUCCCUAUCUAGUUCCUCAUCUUCUCUCAACCCCGCUAUGAAGCGCAGCAUGUCGGCGAUUUCCAACUUCUCAAGCGCUAGCUCUGCUGAGCUCAACAAUGCGGCCAAUCUAGUUGCCCCAGUUCCUCUUGCUCGGAAGUCUCCGGGGGGCAAGGAAGAGGGGAAAAGCACCCCCCCGUUUGGGGGCCUCAGCCGCCCAGCCAGCAGCUGUUCGGUUGCCAGCAGAGCCUCGGACCACGAGGACAAGAAGGAGCUGGCGGCGAAGGACCUGAGUGCGACAAGUGUCGAGUCGAGCUAUGUGCCAGGUGGCGCCCUGUCAGUGGUUGGGGAGAACGGGCAGUCUAACGAAGAUGGGCCGGAAAAUGCAAAAGGGGUACCUGUGCCGGUGAAGGGGGUCAAGGGUCUGUGGGGGAAUGGAGGUCUGGCGGGGCUGGAUUCGCUGGGGUUCACGGGGUUCAACGUGUCGGAAAGCGCGCCGGGAAAGAUUGAGACGUCGCGCCUCUUGAGCGAGGGAGCCCAGAAGCAGCUUCCGGAGGGGAUGUUUGAGCUGGGUAUGCCGAUGGUCAAGAACGAGGGUUUGGCGCUGAUUAAGCACGAGGUUAAGGCUGACCAGGAUAUCUUUGAGUGCAGCCCAAAGAGCCCGCUUUCUGACAUGACCAGCCCGAGCAGCCUGGAGUCCCUUAGCAAGAAAGAGGCCCUCAGUGGCCUGGCCUUGGCACAGGCCCAGCGGCCCAGUUCUAAAAGCAGCCCGGAGGCUUCGUCUUCGGAUGACGAGGAGGGGGGGGUGAAUGAGGGGCAAAAAAAGGGGGGUGAGGAGAAGGAAGAGCUGGGGCAUGGGGGAUCCCCCUGGGACGAGGAUAGUGGGCUGACGAGCUUACAGCUGGCGGCACUGAGUCUCAACCCCAAUGCGGCCGAGUUUGUACCUCCUCAGGGGGGCAAGAGCGAGUCAGAGAAGGCGGACUCUCAAGCCCCCCUGUCAGAGAGCCCAGGGAGUGAGGGGGUCGAGAUACCAGCGAUGUCUGCCCCCCGGAAGAUCAACACGGGCGCGCCAGAGCCCCCCUUCGGCGGCCUCCCGGAGGAUUUCCACUUUGGCGAGGAGUCGCUCCCGAGGGACCUUCUCAAGAUGAGCGACGAGAUGAUCUUCGGCGCAAGUUUGGCGCGGGGGGGCAGCCCGAGCACUCUUUCAGGGGGGAGCCACAGCCCUGGGGCCCAGUCUCGGGCCUUCCCCCCUGGUGCGUAUGACGAUGUGCUGCGGGGUGCUGAGAUUAACAGGAGUGUCUCGAUGAACUCGAUGAGGGGGGAGAGCAUGGGCAUGCCUAUCAGAGUGCCAGACGACGGGAGGCGCAGCCAAGAGGACAUGAGGCGCGCGCAGUUUGAGGCUGACCGCAGGCUCCACGAUGACCUCGCCCGCCUGCCCCCCCUGGCCAUGGACCUCUCCGAGGAGGGCCGCUUCGACCCCCGUUUCAGGGGGGGCCGCACGCUCCCCGAACACAGCGCCCCCUUCCCCCCCGACUUCAGCCCCCGCGAGGGCCCCCUUUUCCACCGCAGGGGGAGCGAAGGCAGCCUUGGCAUCCCCCCCUCUCCCCGUCGCGACGCAAUGUUUGCCCCCCCCUUCCGCGGACCCCCUCCCCUGGACCACUCCCCCCCGGGGGGCAGUCCGCGAUUUGCGCUGGGCCCGUCCGCCCCCCCAGGUCCCCCCCCCUUCGCGCACCGCACCCCCAGCCGCGAGAACCUGCGGGGACCCCCCCCCUUCGGUUUCAACCGGCCGUUCGACGGACCCCCCCCUCUAGACUACAUGGGCGAGCCAGUCCGUCCUGGCUUCGGCGAGUUCUUCGACGCGCCACCCCCCAGGGGCCGGCUCGACGACGGCCCUCCCCCCCGCUUCGACAGGGGGUUCGACCACCCCCCGUUCCCAUCCCCCCGCGGCAUGAGACCGGACUUCGACCCGGCGUUUGGUCCUCGGGGCUUCGGCAGGGGGUUCCCAUCGCCCCGCGGUCCACCCCCCCCUCUUGGAUACGACUUCCCCCCCAGUCCGAUGAGGGGCGGGGGCAUGAGGGGUCCACCUAUUGAGGAGACGGGGCCGGAUCCCGUGCAAGUUCUGGCGGCGGAAUUCCCAGGGUUCCCUGCGGAGGGACUGGCGGAGAUUUUCUUCUCCAACGGUUGUGACCUGGCGCUGACAAUGGAGAUGCUGACUCAGCUCGAGGUGCAGGAGGGCAACAGUGCUGUCAGGAGACGCCAGCCCCCGCCGCCGCCUCCUUCCCUGGGCAUGAACGACUUCCCUGCCCUUGGGGGAGGAGAACCACCAUUCCCAUCCCACAGAGAAGCCAGAGAGGCAGACGUCCAAGACUUCGCCGCCGCUGUCCGCAAGGCCGCCGCCGCCCAAAACGCCCCCAGCCGCUGGGCCUACGAUGCACCCCCCCCGCGCCGGAGCGACUUCCCCAGGGGGGUCCCUCGUGGGGAGUCUCCACCCCCCUGGCUCGAAACUGGGGAUGCCGUUGCGGGAAUGUACGGCCAGCUGAGGGAUGAGGCGCGCGAUUAUGCGAGGGCGAGAAACGCAUGCUUUGAGCAGGCGACUGCGGCGUAUCUUGCCGGAAACAAGGCCCUCGCGAAGCAGCUGAGCGCCAAGGGGCAGUGGCACAACGAGAGGAUGAAGGCUGCCCAUGCGCGCGCCGGCGAGGCCAUCUUUGCUGAGCGCAACCCCCGGCGCCCGGGGGAUCCCCCGAUGCUGGACCUCCAUGGCCUCCACGUGGCAGAAGCGAUCCCCAUCCUGAAGCGCGAACUCGCCGCUCUGAAGGCGCAGGCCGCGCACACCCGUCAGCGCCAGCAGAUUUACGUCGUCGUCGGGACGGGGCAUCACACCAAGGGGGCGAGAACGCCCGCGAGACUGCCCCUGGCAGUGGAGCAGUUCCUGCAGGAGGAGCGGGUCAACUUCUCGGAGCCGCAGCCGGGAUUGCUGAGGAUUCUGGUUUGAGGGGGGUUAGGGUUCGGGGCGUUGGUUAAGGGUUUGAGCGGGUGGGGAGUACGGCUAUGAGGAAGAGGGGUUAGGAUUUGAGAAAAAGGGUUCAGAGCUCUGAGGGCGGGGGUCUAGGGGUUGAGGACGGGGAUCUGAGUUUCUGAAAAAGGGUGGAAUUUAACGGUAUUGGGGAGAUGGGGGAGGAUCGAGGCGGGGGCGCAGUCGGAGACGAGGUUCGGUUUGAAGUGGAAAAGGAUGGGUUUGGUAAGGUCUGUUGGAGGUCGGGUCUGAUAUGACGGCGGGUUUGGGUGGACAAGAGAAGAGCGAUAUUGA
Klebsormidium nitens is the source of this 3961-nucleotide messenger RNA. The record is from the annotation of a GenBank genome assembly. NCBI's taxonomy places the organism in Eukaryota, Viridiplantae, Streptophyta, Klebsormidiophyceae, Klebsormidiales, Klebsormidiaceae.